Rhineura floridana is the source of this 2747-nucleotide messenger RNA. RefSeq names its product B cell linker (gene BLNK). The record is from RefSeq and is a predicted model, not a curated record. Gene Ontology annotation, cellular component: cytoplasm. NCBI's taxonomy places the organism in Eukaryota, Metazoa, Chordata, Lepidosauria, Squamata, Rhineuridae. Bases 441 to 2186 code for a protein of 581 amino acids. The transcript has 26 exons. Gene Ontology annotation, biological process: cell surface receptor protein tyrosine kinase signaling pathway; intracellular signal transduction.
UUGUUGUGUACCAGCAUGGCCACAAAACUACCCUUUCGAGAAGAAUGUGAGACCUGGACAGCUGUCCAAGUGGCAGAUCUCCUGAGACAGAUGUGACCCUUGACUUCAGAAAGAGGUCUGAGUAAUCAGCAAGAAGAUUCUCUACCCUUUUCUGUCUCGCCUGUGGGCUGCUAUAAACUCACUUCAUCAGCCAACCCAAUUCCAGUGAAUAUAAUUGACAGAGAGAAAGCACACAUGAUUUGGUCUACCUUCAUAGGCAGUACCUUAGGAACAACAACAAUUGCAGCCACGCUGCCCAGUAUGUGAAUUCUCUUUUACCACUAUUGGACAAGAAACAAACAACAAAGUGAAUCAUCAGUGAGUUUAAGAAGGUUGAGUGGAACGCAUGGAACCACUGUUGUUGCUUCUAUGGAUGAAAGGGAGUGAGGAUAAAGUAUGGGAUGCAUGACUGCGCCAGGAUAGUGGAACAAUUAAAUAUAGAAGGAGCUCGAUUUUUGAAUUUAUCAGAAUAUGACAGGAACAGAUUCAGUAUAAUGGAACAGCCGCAACUUCAAAAGAUAGUACAUGAUAUCAAGAAAAAUGACAGUGGAAUAAUGAGCAAGUUCAAAAAGUUCCAAAAUGAACAAGUGGCCUUAAUUUGCAAAACUGGAAAAAAUACGUGGGAUCGGCUAACAAGUAAACCACCCCCGAGUGUGCCACCAGUAGAUUAUCAAGAGGAAGAGGAACAGUGGUCAGAUGAUUUUGACAGUGAUUAUGAGAAUCCCGAUGACCCCUCUGACUCUGAGAUGUACGUGGUUCCCACUGAAGAAAACUGUGAUGACAGCUAUGAGCCGCCUCCAACCGAGCAUGAAAAAAAGAUUCCAGCAGCUUGCUCGUGUUCUGGAGGAGAAUAUGCAGACAACAAGCGGCCUGGUCCACAGAAGCUUUGGCCCAUCACCAAGCCAUUGCCUACUCUGCCAAGCCAUUCUUCAUCCAAGCCAAAGAAACUGGCCACUGUGCCACCGCCACCUGCUGCUCUGAAGCCAAUACUUCCACCUACAAAGGAUGAUGAGGCAGACUAUGUUGUACCUAUAGAUGAUGAAGAAGAUAAUUAUAUUGAGCCCACAGAAGAAAACACUCCACAGCCUGAAAAACCCCCAGCGGUGAACCGACGGAUCAAGCCCACAUCAAAACCUGAUCCUCCCAGUUCUUCAUUGUUGCCUCCUGUCCCUGCAUCGCCUACCACAUUAGAACAUCCUUCUUCUUUUUUUCUCUCUGAUGUCUAUGAAAUUCCUGAGGAAGAGGAAAAAGCAUUGCCUCCAUUAACCAGGUUUCCCAAGCAACUUCCUCCAAAGCCUAUCCAGAGACCUGGACCUGGAGGACACUCUCAUGAACACAACACAGCUAAAGAAUCAUUUAAACCUGAUAUGUCCAGAAAUAUUUUGCCGCUUCCUAGGAACCGUCCUCCGCCAAAAAUUGAACCCGAUAGCCUUGGAAUGCAAGAUGAUGAGAAUCACAGCAGCAAUACUGCUCCAGAAUUCAAGGUUCCUUCUGUUACAGUACCGUCUCCAUUUCCAAGGAUUACAAAAAACUUACCAAAUCCAGCAAUAGCAUUGAAGCCAAGCCUCCCUGACAGAAACCACUUAAGUAUUAUUGAAGAUAAACCCAUACCAGCUGAACGUCGCCGUGGUUCCAACCACGAUACCCCUCUUCCACCUAUUCCAUCCAGCAUACAAAAACCAUUGCCUCCAAAGCCAUCAAUCUUGUCAAGACCACCAGAACCUAUGAACCGCACCUUAGGUACUCCAUGUAAUAGCAUGCAAAGUGGUCCUAGCACAGCAGAACAGGAUGCUGGUGUUCAGGGUAAAGCAUGGUAUAUGGCUUCAAGUGAUCGAAAAACAGCUGAAGAUGCAUUAUACAAAUCAAACAAGGACGGAUCCUUCCUAGUAAGGAAGAGUUCUGGACAAGAUUCAAAGCAACCAUAUACGCUUGUUGUAUUUUAUAACAACAGAGUAUAUAACAUCCCAGUCCGGUUUAUUGAAUCAACAAGACAGUAUGCUUUGGGUAGAGAAAAAAGUGGCGAAGAGCGCUUCGGCAGUGUGGCUGAAAUAAUAGAGAAUCAUCAACGGACUUCUCUUGUUCUCAUUGACAGUCAAAACAAUACAAAAGAUUCUACCAAGCUAAAAUAUAUUACUAGAGUUUCAUAACUGCACUGAAGAUCCACUGGGGAAAAUCUUCCGAGAUUUUCCAAAGAUUUAAGACUGAGCAUGCAAAGCUAUGAUUAGAAGAAUUUUCUCAAAAAACUGUCCAAGAACCAUAGUCGGAGAAAUCCACGUAAUUUGUAAUAAGAGAGAGGUUUAAUUUGAUAUAGUUACUCAGUCUUGGAAUAAUUUACAGGUGGUUUCAAUUAUGAUGUGGCCAUUUCACAGUCACACCAGCACCUAAGUUAUGUACUUUUAAGAAAGACAUUGAAGGUAAAGCACUCAUCCGUGACAUGCAAUAUAUUCAGAAGUACUGUUCCAGCUGCAGCAUAACUCUUCUUUCAGUAACUUCUUGGUAAAAUUCACGUUUGUCAAAUGAGGAUGUCUAUGUCAAAAUGAGCCAUUAUGCAACAAGCUAAAAGCAGGACUUUGUUUCCUGGGUCAAACGUCUAAAAAAAAUCAGGAUUUCUAUUUAAUAUAAUGCAAUAGAUUUGUACUGGCUUCAGUUAGAACUACUGUUACAUUUAUCAAAUGUACAUAUAAAUAAGAAUAUUAAAAACUAUGCAA